This is a messenger RNA of Vanessa tameamea, 909 nucleotides long. RefSeq lists its product as uncharacterized. The transcript is spliced from 7 exons. Lineage: Eukaryota; Metazoa; Arthropoda; Insecta; Lepidoptera; Nymphalidae. Bases 14 to 820 code for a protein of 268 amino acids. The record is from RefSeq and is a predicted model, not a curated record.
GUCCUAUUUCAAAAUGGCGGCAACCCGUCGCGGCUACAUAUUCGGUGCGUUCGUGUCGAGUGUUUUGUGUGUAAUUUUAAUAAUUGUGUCUAUAUCUAGUGACAGUUGGAUAGUAUCAACUACGUAUGCUGAUAACCAAAAUCAGGAUAGCAGUGUCAACUAUGGACUUUUCGGUGGUCAAUUCUUUCUAUAUAUAUUUGCGACACCUUCAUACAGUAAUCUUUAUAUGACAUGCAUACCGGACAUGAACGCAUGCGCAGUGAGCUGCAAAACAGAAAAAGAGGCGAGGCUUGAAGAGGUGCGCGCUUUAGCUCAAGGCUAUAGACCUAACCAAGCCUGUGUUUCAGUAACGACAGUCAACACAACAGACCCAUUACAAGAUCCGCCAGUAAUGUCGUUCGCUAUAUACGUGAGCACGCUCGUAAUGUUAUUCCUGCAGCUCGUACUGUCUCUGGUAGCAGCUGGGCUGGCGCUACUUAACGCUAUGAAAAAUCCUACAGAACCUGUAUUUGGAUUACCUGGUUGUGUUUGGACGAACGUAAUAACAGCUGUCCUUGGUCUAAUAGUGAUGAUGAUGUUUGGAAUAUACUGGGCCACGUCCGGUCUGAACGAACAUCUAGCCUUCUCCUAUAUAGCCUUAGGAGUCCUAGAACCUAAUCGAGGUCUAGGUCUUUCAUACUGGUUACUCAUAGGAUCGAUCUUAUGUUCGAUUGUAAAUGUUGAGUUAAUACAAUUGAGGCGAUACUUACUCGAAAGGGAUCCUCCACCACCUACCAUCAAAGUAGAAAACCAUUCGGACGGCACCAUAUUCCUGUAUUAAAAAUAUGCAGGAUUAGGAAAUAUUAAUUGCUGCUAAUUAUUUGAACGAGAAUACCAUCUGUUUUACAAACAAACAAGGUCGUAUAGCAU